AACUGUCAAAAAAAUUCCGUUCCGUUGGUUGUGGUUCCGUACUUUGUGAAUUGUGAAAAACGGUGUGCUGUACAAUGUUUUAAGUUUUCUAGUGGUUCUCUCGAGUAAAAUUAAGAAUUGUUUUCUGCUCUGAGCUAAACAGCUUAUCAAAAAUGAGUCCGUGGCCUGAAGUUGUGACUGCAAAGUCAGAGAACCGUCACGAAAUCAAGUUGGCGGGCGCCGCAAUCUCGAAGCGUAUUUCAGAAGAAGGUUUAGACAAGACGCUGUUCACAUUAACGAACAUAAACCUCUUAAACAUCAGCGACACAUGUCUUUCAUCGAUACCCGAUGAUAUAAAGCGGCUCGUGAACCUCCAAUCGCUUUUGUUGUACGGGAAUAAAUUGACUGAAUUUAAUGAAAACAUAACCUCUUUACCUAAGUUAAAAGUGCUCGAUUUGUCGAGAAAUCAGCUCGCAAAGAUACCAGAAUGCCUGAACAAGAUGAAGGAGUUGACUAGUAUUAAUUUCAGUUCGAAUCAAAUAGCAGAAAUGCCGAAGUUAGGCGAUUUUCCCAGUUUAAUUAUUAUCGAUCUUUCUAACAACAAACUAACGUCGUUCUUGGAUACCGAGAACGCAAAUUUGCCACAUUUGACUGACUUGAAGAUAAAAGGUAACGAAAUAGAAUCCAUUCCGAGCCACAUUGUUCGCACAAUGCCUUCAUUGAAGAACUUUGAUAUAGGGGAUAAUAAAAUCAAGACAGUGCCUGGAGAAAUCGCUAGUAUGUCCAAAUUAAAAGAAUUAAACCUAAAAGGAAAUAAAUUAUCGGACAAGCGGCUAAUGAAACUGGUAGACCAGUGCAGGAGCAAGCAAGUGAUAGACUACAUACGGGAACACUGCCCCAAGGAAGACAACACGCCAGCUGCGGGCAAAGGGAAGGGCAAGAAAGGCAAGAAACAGGAAGAACCCCCACCUGACGAAAUAUGUGACUUGUGCCAUUCUAUGAAAAUAUUACAUGUAGAAGAUGACACUGUAAGGGUCAAAAUCAUUGAGCAGGAAGUGUGGAACAUACGCCCGUUCAUCCUGUGCUGUGUGAUCAAUGAGCUCAAGUUUGACGAUGCUCUGUUCAAGAAGUUCAUUCAGCUGCAAACUAAGCUGCAUGAUACCGUCUGUGAUAAGAGGAAUGUUGCCACCAUUGCUACACAUGACUUCGGAAAAAUACCACCAGGUGAUCUAAUGUACACCGCCAAAGCCCCAGCCAAGCUGAGGCUAACCCCACUGUCGCGGGCGAAGCUCUACUCGGGUGAACAACUGUUCCAGCAGCUCACGGCUGAGGCUGAUGCGUUGAGGAAGGAGAAGAAGAGGAAUGUUUAUUCAGGCAUUCACAAGUAUCUGUACCUGUUAGAAGGUAAGCCAAAGUACCCGUGUUUGGAAGAUGCAUCUGGUCGUGUGAUCAGUUUCCCGCCCAUCACCAAUUCAGAAGAUACCAAAAUGUCGGUGGACAGCAAGUCGAUGUUUGUGGAAGUGACGUCACAUUCGUCGCUGGGCGCCUGCAAGACUGUGAUGGACAAACUGCUGCAAGAGUGCCUGCUGCUGGGCAUCGGCGACGGCGACGACCACGAGUACCACACUCUCACUGUGCAACAGAUUAAAGUGGUGGAUACUGAAGGCAACUUGAAAAGCGUGUACCCCUCGCGCACGGACUGUGUGUUCGACUCCGGCAUCAAGGUCCUCAGGCUGCCCAAGAAAUAGGCUUUUUUAUGUUUUUGUAAUUUUCUGUUAACUUUUGCUUUUUAUUUAUUUUGUGAACCGCUUGGUGCUUUAAAUAACGUCGUUUUAAAUGAUGUAAACUGUAAAAACGCACACCUUCGGAGUUGGGGAGGCACGGUGUUUUUUUUUUUUUUUUUGAAGUAUAAUCUCUUGAGAGUAACUCAGAUCUUUUUCGAACGGAAGUAACGUUCACACGUCACUUCCACGGAAUACGGCUGCCAAGCAGAACAGCUAUUUUGAAGCUGCCAUAUUUUAUCGAGGUGGUACUGAGUAGGUUUUGGUAACACCUCGAUAAAACUGGUUACCGUCAGUUUUCUGUUUUCGGCUUUAUUGAAGCCACGAGCAUGUUAGAAUAAUUGCCGUCAAGUAAAGAGAUAUCUGGCGUACUUGCGCUAUGGCCGAUUUACGACUGUAUGGGCUGAUCCACACCUGCGCACACGCACCAACCGUGCGCACAAUUGAAGUGCGCAUCAAUCUCCUCCUCUGUUCAGAACUCUACCUGACGGCAGUUGUACUACAUUUAUUUAUGUGUAUGUAAAAUCUAUAUUUUUGAUAUUGUACUAUAUUAUUAUUAUUAUCAAAAUAAUCAUUUACCAUACCCUGAAAAUGUAUUAUUAAUUAUUAUAUUAUUAUUAAUUAAUAUAUUAUCAAAAAAGUUAAAAUAAUAAUAAUCA
Molecule: messenger RNA, 2419 nt
Organism: Maniola jurtina (meadow brown)
Lineage: Eukaryota; Metazoa; Arthropoda; Insecta; Lepidoptera; Nymphalidae
Product: leucine-rich repeat-containing protein 47-like
Exons: 7
Coding region: 153-1727 (524 amino acids)
Biological process (GO): phenylalanyl-tRNA aminoacylation
Molecular function (GO): phenylalanine-tRNA ligase activity; protein binding; RNA binding
Source: RefSeq, a predicted model, not a curated record